UGAGCCCGGGGAGCGCCCGGAGGCCGGGAAGAACGGUUCUUCUGCAGGGGUGAAAGGGUGGGAGUCCCACCAACCGAGAGGUCUCACCAGGGGUUGGGAGCCACCAGCAUCCUAGGGCACUGCUUUGCCUCCGGGGCUGAGCGGCAAUGGGGGAGAGGGGUGGGUUCCUGCCCUUCCAGCACCUGGGUUGCAGCUGGGAACACGCUUUUGCUUUGCACCGGUAACAAUUUUGGGUGACAGUCAAAUCCUCUAGAGCCAGCGGUUGCAAAGUGCUUCAGAAGGAGUUGGUGCCGUGGGGUGGAGCGAUAGCAGCGAGCAGGCUGAACUCGUGGGUGAUGUCUCACAGCACCCCUAAAAUCAGAAGUGUUUAUAAAUGAUGGGAGACUCGUGCCACUAUAGAUGUAAAUCAAAAUGUUUCCUUUGCACCUGCGGGCCUUCACAAAUAGACAACUCCCAGACACAAGGCUCCUUUUCGGCUCAUUUCUCGACCUUUUCUUCCCGUACCUUCCUGACUGUAACAUCGCACGCUGCACGCUGUUGCUCCUUCUCUCCUCUUUAAAGGUAGCCACAGAUUUUUAAUAUCAUGCCUGAAACCAUCCCACCUCUGCUCCAACCAAAUUCUUUUCUCUGUAUUUUUGGCUGUGUGCUAAGAGACAUGCAAAUAGAAUCCAGAUGUUCAGGCCAAUUCAAACGCAAAAGGCUUUGUCUUUCUAAAAUGGAAAUUGCUUUUUGGCAAACUUUGAGAAAUAUGAAGCUGGUGACAGUACUGGCAAAAACAAUACAAAUCUGCAAAACCAAUCUCCGCUCUCACGCUCCCAGGAGCUCAGUGUAGCUGGAAGCAGAGGUUGUGUUGAGAUUUAUUUUUUUUUUUUCAGAGAACAGGUUAUGCUCCAUGGAAAACCUUCAUCUCUAUAAACUAGACUGGGCCAAACCUCUUCCUCUCAGCAUGCAAGACUGCUGCUCAGUGCAGGCAUCCUUGCAAAGCCCUCGCUAAGACCAACUUAGGCUCACACGAGGCUUCUCUUUCAGCAUGGCGCCUAUUCACUGUAAAACUCUGCAACGAUAGGAGCCAUCCCAACAUCAUAUGCACUUCUCAUCCCACCAACGCAUUGGUUUGUUCCAGUAUAGUAAAUCCUCUUGAUAUACAUCUGCACCAGAAUACCUCAUCUCUGCGGCAGCUAGGAUAGCAGCAGGUCACAGGAUGGAAGUGCAAAGAGGGUACCGCUUCUGUGUGACACUGCCUAAAUAUAGAUGAAAACUUAAAGCCUCACUGUGACACCUUUUUCUCCGAGGCAGAACUACCUCCAGGAAAAAAAGGGUUUUGGCAGGAAAGGGAAAUGGUGAACUGCCUUGCAGUGAAGUAAAACCUCUGCCUGAACAGACUCCAUCCUCAAGUGGGGCUGUUGUAGCCACGUGGCUUUAAGUUGUAUUUCUACCAGCAGGCAUGUUUUCUUUAUAGCUGAAGUUAAUCUGAAACACAUGUUCUUCCUCCUACUUCACUGGACGCCUGGAUCACAGGGGUUAGUUAAAUACAACCCUCUUCCUUUAAUUUCUGGGAAUCUAUAUAAACAUUGCUUCAGACCAGCCUCGGUGGCGUCUGCUCUCAGGGGCAUGACACUUCAGCAGUAGCUCUGGUUUCCCCACAGUGAAACCCUGGGUUAUACACUGCCCCCUGGACCAGACAGAUCUGUCUGGAAGGGCCACAUAUGCCAAUACUGGAGUGAUUAAAAGUGGAUUCCACAGAAAGAACAGCUUUGGGGAGUUUGGUACUUUUCUUCCACCUCUAUUAAAAACGUCGAAGAAGCUAAGCUCUGGCUUUCACCUCUUCUCUAGACCUGGCCCAGAGUUACGUACUUAAUCCCAGCCCCUUUCCUUACUGUCUUUUAAGAAAGCUCUUCUACUUUUACUUUAUUGAACUGCAAGUAAGAAGCAAAGGAUGCAUAUAGGCUGUACAGCCUUCCAGGUACACGCAGACACAAGAGACAUGACAAACUACUGCCCGAGGCAGCUAACUUGUACAGCAGAGCAGCACCCAGCCAGUUUAGCCUUCUGCCCCACUCAACAAUAUGGAUUUGCUACCUUUUAUAAAUACAGUAUUGAUUUUUUUUACAGCCUAAAACUCAGAAGAUAGGAAUUAGUGCUUUUCUGGACCUUGGCACUCAGUAACUGCCAGCAUCAGUGUGGUUUGGGCCACACACAUCUGCUUUUGCACUCAGGCACACCCAGGCAUGCAUGCUUGCCCGAUUUUAAAGUCAUUGGGGCCAGGCUGGCUGAGUGCUUCAGACUAAAGAAGAAAAGCUGGCUAAGAUCAGGUGUGUGUUUCACAACUGGGAAGGACAAGCAGCAGCAUGUGUCACUGUGGUUCCUGUCACAACCAGGUACAGCGGAUAGUAGUGGUAGAGAUGUAUUUGCUUGGUUGCUCAAACUACCACUGUCUUGUUCUUACUCUGUAGGUUCAGGCAUGCAGAUUCCAGUGGUUCUCCUUUUCCUGGGUCUCUUAACUGUCCCAAGCAGAUCCCAGAACUCAGCUACUGAGCAGAACUCUGCCACCGCUGAUGGAGCUAAUGCUGGCGAGGUCGAAGAGGAAGAUCCAUUCUAUAAGAGCCCUGUAAACAAGCUGGCAGCUGCAGUCUCCAACUUUGGCUAUGACCUGUACCGUCAGCAAUCUAGCCGGACAGCCACUGCCAACGUGCUACUCUCUCCAUUCAGCCUGGCUACUGCACUUUCUGGUCUCUCACUCGGGGCUGGAGAACGAACAGAAGAUGUGAUUUCUCGCGCUCUCUUCUAUGAUCUGCUUAACAAAGCUCAGGUCCACGACACUUACAAGGACCUCCUGACCAGCGUGAGUGGACCAGAGAAGAGCAUGAAAAGUGCUUCCCGCAUCAUCUUGGAGAAAAGACUGAGGGUGAAGCCUGGUUUUCACAGCCAACUAGAGAAGUCCUACAAGAUGCGUCCGAGGGCGCUCAGUGGUAAUACCCAGUUAGACCUCCAAGAAAUCAACAGCUGGGUACGACAGCAGACAAAGGGAAGGAUCAUGCGGUUUAUGAAGGACAUGCCCGCAGAUGUCAGUAUUCUCCUUGCUGGGGCUGCUUACUUCAAGGGGACGUGGAAAACCAAGUUUGACACCAAGAAGACUGCCCUGAAGGACUUCCACCUGGAUGAGGACAGAACUGUGAAGGUGUCCAUGAUGUCAGACCCCAAAGCCAUACUGCGAUACGGUUUUGACUCAGAACUCAACUGCAAGAUUGCCCAGCUGCCGCUGACAGAAGGAAUCAGUGCCAUGUUCUUCCUGCCUACGAAGGUGACCCAGAAUAUGACUCUGAUUGAGGAAAGUCUUACUUCUGAAUUUGUCCACGAUGUAGACAAGGAGCUGAAGACAGUCCAUGCUGUGCUAAGCUUGCCCAAAAUAAAGCUGAACUAUGAAGAGGCACUUGGCAGCACUCUAAAGGAGACAAGGCUCCAAUCGCUUUUCUCAUCACCUGAUUUUACCAAGAUUUCUGCCAAGCCUAUUAAGCUAUCUCAUGUGCAACACAAGGCAAUUCUGGAGCUUAGUGAAGAUGGGGAAAGAUCCACACCAAAUCCUGGGGUGAAUGCUGCUCGUCUGACCUUCCCCAUAGAAUACCACGUGGACAGACCUUUCCUUCUUGUACUGCGAGAUGAUACCACUGGAACCCUCCUCUUCAUUGGCAAGAUCCUGGAUCCCAGGAGCGUUUAGAUCCCUUCACAAUAACCUGCAAUGGUAGGGCCCAAAUGGAAAGGGUGGUAUUGGGAGGGAUACUGGCUCCCUGCUCUGCUGCACAAAGACACAACUUGCAAAUCUUAUGCCUUCAUGCUGCAAUAAAAGAGCUUUUGCUAUUAAUCUCAGCAAGCCCCAGUAUUCUCCCUUGAAAGAUUGUCAUAUGCCUUCACACUCCCCUUUUGCCCAGACUGAGCCAUGAUGCAGUUCUGUGUCCUCAUCACUGACAGGUCUGCGCUGGUAGCCCUCCAAUUUCUGCAGUGCCCCCUCUUAUAGCUUGUAAGUUUGCACUUCACAGCCUGCUGCCUCACCCAUUCCAACCAUUUACAUUUCAUGCUGGCAAGAAGAAAAGUGCUUCACAGCAUUAGAAAUAAAAGGCAGCAUGGUCUGGAUGACUGCCUGUUCAUAACCAUCAGGGUAUC
Molecule: messenger RNA, 4158 nt
Organism: Egretta garzetta (little egret)
Lineage: Eukaryota; Metazoa; Chordata; Aves; Pelecaniformes; Ardeidae
Gene: SERPINF1
Product: serpin family F member 1
Exons: 7
Coding region: 2462-3715 (417 amino acids)
Biological process (GO): positive regulation of neurogenesis; negative regulation of angiogenesis; negative regulation of endopeptidase activity
Molecular function (GO): serine-type endopeptidase inhibitor activity
Source: RefSeq, a predicted model, not a curated record